UCCAAGUUUGACAACUGGGCUUGGGCUUGUUCUAGGUUUGGUCUUGAAUUAAGAGAAUCCAAGUGAGCAAAUUAUUUAAUUAUUUCAACUGUCAAAAACAGUAACAGAAAUCAAAGAGUGCAAGCAAAAGGAGAAGAAAUGGUGAAAGCAGUAGUGGGAGAAGAAAUACAGCUCAAAUUAGCUGAAAAUCGGCUUGGCAAAUCUGGACUUCCUUCUCAGGUAGGGCUUGUAAUUGGGAAUUUGAGUUCGAAAUUAGAUCGAGGAUUCCUAUUUGAUUUAAUCCCAACGCCGCCAAACGACGACGGUAAACCGGCCUGUUCCAUAAUCAGCGGCAGCGUAAAAGAUGAUCGGAAAAAGACAUUGAAAGGGAAGUUGCAGCCUGAUUCUUCGGCAUUGUUCAUUGACAAAGAUUGGGUUGCUGAACACGCUCGUCAGGUUGGGAGAAUGCUAUUGGGUGGCAUGAAGGUGGUUGGCAUUUAUGUCUGGACCAAUGAGAGCUCAUUCAAAAAUUCAACCAUCACACUUUGUCAGACUGCAAAAGCAGUUUCUGAAGCGGCCCCUCUGUUGGAAGUGGAUUGGGACGAGAGAUUGCUUGUUCACAUUGGUUACAGUCCCUUGAGGUGGACUUGUCGAAAUUGCUCGCUGGCUUCAAAUAUUACGUCAAGCAGUCUACGACCUUGUGACUUUAAAAUGGGAAAAGUUCUUAGUACCCUUCAGGCAUUCAGAUGCACAUUUAACUUUGAUUUAAGGUUGCCCAUUUCCGAGGGUUUAAUUAGCAAAAGAUUGGCUGACAUUCUUCAUCAUGGAAUUUCAAUUCAUGCCAAUGAGCUUAAAAGUGCCAAGGCAUUGAUUGAUGGGAAAUUGGCAAUUGAAGAUGAGCAAUUUGAUUCAGGCGGCUUACAUGAUGUUGAAUUCCUCCUACCUUUCACGGAAGAUAAGUAUUUGGAAGCAUGCAGACAAAAGGAGGUAAUAGGUCUUCUAGUCUUUAGUGGCUCUAUCUGCUCCUAUGCUUACUCAAAUUCGAAGGAACCAGUUUCUCAAGCUUUGACUGACAUAAAGGAAGACAUAAUUAAGAGUCUAAGAAGCAGAUUAGAUAUCAUGUGUGAUGAGGCAGACAGAGAAUCAGAUUCUAAAGAUGACAAAACUGAAGAGAGCAGCAACCACAUAUUGAAUGGGAGUGCAGUUCUGCAACUUGAUUUACAGUUACUGAG
This is a messenger RNA of Nicotiana tabacum (common tobacco), 1211 nucleotides long. The record is from RefSeq and is a predicted model, not a curated record. NCBI's taxonomy places the organism in Eukaryota, Viridiplantae, Streptophyta, Magnoliopsida, Solanales, Solanaceae.